Messenger RNA from Centropristis striata (black sea bass), 4539 nucleotides. RefSeq names its product mitotic deacetylase associated SANT domain protein a (gene mideasa). Bases 621 to 3839 code for a protein of 1072 amino acids. Gene Ontology annotation, biological process: regulation of transcription by RNA polymerase II; negative regulation of DNA-templated transcription. Lineage: Eukaryota; Metazoa; Chordata; Actinopteri; Perciformes; Serranidae. The record is from RefSeq and is a predicted model, not a curated record. The transcript has 13 exons. Gene Ontology annotation, cellular component: transcription regulator complex; histone deacetylase complex. Gene Ontology annotation, molecular function: transcription corepressor activity.
UCAGCGGAAAUACCAGCGCAGGCCGCUGCACGGCACAGUUUCCACACACUCGCCGUCUCAUGUGUGGUUUACUCGUUGAUGCGGGGAGAAAGUUGUGGACAUUUUUUUCCCCUGAAGUGCACGGGUUUUACGGAUACAGUGUGCAACAUUGUAACUACAGCGUUAAUGAGCCCGUCCAGCCGGUCCGGACUUUGGAUUAUGUGUCGGUGCGGUUGUAAACUCGCCUGUUCGCCAUAUUGUGCGCUGUGAAACUCGAGGGAAAGUAUUCAGAGUUAUGACAUUUGCUGCGCACAAUCCCUUCAUGGAGCUGCAUGCAGUCGACUUUGAUCGAAACCAAAGUGACUCCAUGGAGCUGGCCAUGGAGAGCUCCGUGCACCAUUGAUAAGGUCCGGCACCAUAAAGAGGAUGAGAAGAAAGGACAGCAAACCUCAGAUUUGAUUCUGGAAGGAGGGUUUGCAUGCUCCCCACCCUGCACUUUUCCUUUGGGAUUUAUAUUUCCUCCCAAAUACCUCUGUAUACACAAUUACACAAAGAAUUCCUCAGCACACUACAGAGGCACUUAACAUUUUGCACGCUCAGAGAUCAAGAUUGAGAGUCCAACAUUACCGUACAAUAUUACUAUGAGUCUUCCUCCUCAAGUUAAUACUGACAAGAGCGGCAAGCACCGGGCUGCGGCCAUGAAAGAGCCUGUGCUGCACUCAGGGGAGGUUUAUUAUGGAAUGGGACCUCCGGCUUUAGAGUCAAGCCACAGCGACUCUGCUAGCAGCUCUGCUGUUUACAACCCGGAGAAAGGGCCCCAAAGUCUGCCGCACUAUCAACAGGCUGCUCCAGUAAAGUGGAUGCACCAGGACGCCACGCAGGCCCCCGGCUGGUCUCAGGAAGCCCCUGUACCGGCCUGGGGGCAGAACUUUGGCCCCUAUAUGAGCGGAGUGAACGCCCGGGGUCAGAUGGCAUUCCACAAAGGAGUCCAUGAGGGUGUAGCUCUGCCAAUGGGGGGAGAAAACCCGCUGCCGGGACCUGCUGAGGUUUACAGAGACGCCACCCAGGCGCAAGCUCAGGGGAGGGGGCUCGAGUGGGGGCAGCACGCCGCGGCUGCAGUGCACCAGGCUCAGCUGCAGGCUUAUCAACACGCCCACAAAGGCGUGGACCUCCAGGGUCAGCCGCCCCACGUGCCCUCGCACACUUUGCAGGGGCCCAUGCUGCAGCCAUUCCAGACAACAUUUAGACCCAGCAAGCAACAGUUUUCAUCAGGCUAUUACUCUGUGUUUCCAGGCAACAAGGGAAUACCGAGCCUGGCGUACAGCGAGCAGCCGAAAACUCAACAACAGCUACUACACCAGAUGCAGCAGCAGCAACAGCAGCAGCAGCAAAUGCACCACCAUCACCAGCAGCAGCAACAGCAACAGUUGCAGCAGCAGCAGCAGCAUCACAUUCAGCUGCAGCAACAGCAACAUUUGCAGCAGCAGCAACAGCAGCAACAAAUCCAACAGCAUCAAAUGCAACAGCAACAACUGCAGCAAAUGCAACAACAGUAUCACCAGCAGCAGAUUCAGGAGCGACGGCAACAAAUUCAACAAAUGCAGCAGCAGCAGCAGCAAGCGCAGCAACAAAACGUGCCACAGCAAGAAACAACACCACCACAGGUGCAACCAAAACAGCAACAAAACCAAAACUUUGUGACGUUUCAGCCUCCUAAACCUGCUCCACCUGACACUGCACCUAAAAAGGAGGGUGUCCUGCAGCAGGAACCAGAGGCACAACCCCCUGACACAUCACCUGGAGCUGAUCCAAGCGCCGAAAAGGUCGCCACAAAUCCUGCAGAGCCUUCAGACGCCGCGCCGGCUGCCCCUCGGCGUUCACGUCGCCUCUCUAGAGACGGACAGUCCCCACUGGGUCCCCCUUCCACAAACAUCUGGGCUCAACCAUCCAAAGAGCCUCCGUCAUCCCAGAACGGAGUCGCAGCCACUCAGGCUGCGAAAGGAGCGGAGGCUGCCACGGGCGGGGUCAUCCGGAGGAGAAGGAGGGCGUCUAAGGAGAUCAACUUGGAGACUCUGGCCCAGAAGGCGUCAGAAAUGGAGUUCCUGCCGGCUAAAAUGGUCAAGCAGGAGGAUGGUUCUUCAGGCCGACAGCCCACCAUGGUGCCUCUGGUUAUCCCCGUAUCGGUGCCGGUUCACAGGAGUCAAACUGACCCUCAGGGCUGCUGGCCUCCGGGUCGACUCGGCCCGGGCGAGCGACCCGCAGGACAGUCCGACCGCAAACCUUCUGUCAUCGUGGCUCGACGGAGAUCACUCAGAAACUCCAUGACAGAGAGUUUUGGCCAGGAUGGGGAAAGCGACCCCGGGAUGGACGAGGAUGGAAAAUCCAAAUUGAAGCGUCGGCCUCGCCCCGAGCCUCUCAUCAUCCCGCCGCACAAACCCUCCACCUUCAUCCCUCCGCCCCUCUACUCCAGCAUCACCUCCUACCAGAGCAACCUGCGCUCCCCGGUGCGUCUACCGGACAACCCGCUCACCCUGCCCCCCUACACGCCUCCACCCAUCCUGUCUCCUGUGCGCGAGGGCUCGGGCCUCUACUUCUCCACCUUCCUGACUAACAUCGCCGUGAGCAACCAAAUCCUCCCACCGCCGCCGACGCCCAAAUCGGCGCGCAGUCUGUUACGAUCCUCAAGUUCAGAUAUCACACCUCCCGUUCUGCCCCUGAUCACCGACGCCACGCCAGUUUGCCUCGAACCACGUAUCAACAUCGGGUUGCAGUACCAGGCGGAAAUUCCUGACUUCCAGGAUCAAACUUCCUCCCAGUUGGACCAGCACAAGGCCGACUUGGUCUGGGUCCCUCUGGACGACUCCCAGCUCAAACACGGUGACAAAGACACCACAGUGGAGGAUUUGAUGAACAUGGCUUGUUGCAGUGUGCUCAAAGGUGGAGGAACCAAUCAGGAACUGGUUUUACACUGUUUACAUGAAUGUGGAGGUGAUUUCCUUGAAACGCUGGGACGUUUGAUGCUUCAGGACCCAGUUUUCCCCAAAGGUCAUCUCCUGGCAGGUUAUCACUACUCAGGCUCCGACUGCUGGACUGCAGACGAGAAGCGCUACUUCAAUAAGGGGAUCUCUGCCUACAGGAAGGACUUCUUUAUGGUGCAGAAACUGGUGCAGACUAAGACUGUGGCUCAGUGUGUGGAGUUUUACUACACAUUCAAGAAGCAAGUCAAGAUCGGCCGCAAUGGGAUUUUAACCUUCGGCCCUCCAGAUUCACCCGGGGAGAAGCACACAGAGGCUGUGGUGGACAUCAAGAGUUCACAGCAGCCAAAACCGACUCAAGGAGAAACGGAUGCAGGUGAUAAGAAAGACGUUUGUUAUGAGAGCAGCCACCAGGCGAGGGUUGCUCAGUCACUACAGGCUCAUGACUAUGCAGGAACAGUGCUGGUGAUCAAAGAGCCGGACGCUGUGAAUAAGGUUCAACACCCGCCAGCACCUCACAGGCCUCGGGCCGAGCCCAAGAAGCCCAGAGCGCCACCCAAGGCCCCGCCGGAUCCUGACGCAAUAUUUCCCUGCAAGAAAUGUGGCAGGGUGUUUUACAAAGUGAAGAGUCGGAGCGCUCACAUGAAGAGCCACGCCGAGCAGGAGAAGAAGGCUGCAGCGCUGCGUCAGAAGGAGGAGGAGGAGCAGGCUGCAGCCGAGGCACGCGCCAGGAGGGUGGCGGCGGUGGCGGUGGCAGCGGCGGCAGCAGCAGCGGUGGCGGGCGAUCAGGGAGGAAACGGGAACGGAGUGACGGAGCAGGCAGAGGGCAGCAGCCAGGAAGACUCAACCGAGGGAGAGGAUGACGACGAUGAAGACUGGCACUGAAAGGAGAGACGACAAGAUGGAUUAAGAGGGGAAAAAAGAGCAGAGAUGGAAUCAAAGAGAGAGAAAGAAACUUCCUGCCCCACAGAGAGCCGGAUAAAGACUCAAAGCGCUUUUCAAGUCUUCCUGUUAAUCUUCACACUCCUCUAGCGGCUGCUGGCUCCGUGGGGCCAUCACCACUCCACAUCCUCACACAUUUUGUAUCUUUUAAAUAUUCAGAGGAACUUUAUUUUUUGUAAAUGCACUUAUUCCGUAUGCUUCUGCUUUUGCCAAUGUUGCCUUUUUAUAUCCUUUAUUUAAUUGAAUAUAUGUCAAAAAAAAAUACACAUUUUCAUUGCGUGGACUUAAUGGUUCUAUUUGAUAAUCAGAUAAUCAGGAUGCCUGUUUGGUUAUAAAACAUCGAGAUCAAAGCAAUCUUUCAGCCCUUUUAAAUAAAGAGAGUAAGAGCUUGUAUUUAUCUGUUUCUUAGGAAAAUACUGUGCUGAGUUUUUCCAGAUUUCCAUCAGAUUUUUUUAGGUUGGUUGCACACUUAUUUUUACAACUAAGGGACCUUUGAAAUGAAAAUGUACAAAAAAGUAUAUAUGAGAUGGCCAUAUAUUUAUGAUGCUGCAUUUUUGCAAUGAUUUUGGUAAUAUAAAAACUAAUCAGCUGCAAUAAGACUUGUGAAUUGAAAAGUUUAUUAAAAUCUCUACUGUUCUGAGAA